CCCAAAAUCCGUGCCUGGGAUCACCCACGUUCUGUGGCGCGCGCUGCUGCCGCUGCUGCUGCGGCCGGGGCUGCGUGGGGCCCUGGCCCCGCUGUGCCGCAGCCUCGCCCUGCUGGCCCCCAAAAUCCACCUGGAGUGCCUGGAACACGGCUCCGAGCCCCCAGGAGAUCUCCCUUCUCCACAAGCGCUGACCCUCCGGCUCCUGGCAGUCUCCCAGUCCCCGGGGCCGUGCGCGGCGCCGGCGCUGCGGCUGCUGCAGGAGCUGCGGCUGCUGCAGGAGCUGCGGCUGCAGCCCGGGCUGGGCGAGCUCUGGGAGCGCAGGAUCCCCAAGCUGCUGCUCCUCCUCCAAGAAAACUCCGAGGGUUCCCUGGACCAGGAGGAAUGGGAGGAGAAGCUGCUCCAGUUCCUCCAGGAAUCCCUGGAAUCCAUCCCGGAUAAAUCCUGGAUUUGCCCCUUGGUGUCCGAGGCCUUCCGGCAGCUCCGCGCCUCCGACGGCUCCCAGGAGGAGAAGAAUUUCCUGUACCGGUGCCUGGGGACGGCGCUGGGGCUGUGUCCCAGGAAGGAGCUGGUCCGGAGGCAGCUCCAGGAGCUCCUGGAAAGCGCCCGCUGCCAGGAGGAGGCCGAGAGGGAGGGUCUCUCGUCCUGCUUCGGGAUCUGCGCCCGGAAUCACCUCGAAGAAACUUUGGAAAAAUUGGAGGAAUUUGAGAAAUCCGACGUCUUCAAGAAAUCCCAGGGCUUGUUCAGCAUCUUCAAGGUGGGAAUUUUCGGGAAAAAUGGGAAAAAUGGAAAUGGGGAGGGACGGGAUCGGCCUCGGGGUCUCUCGUCCUGCUUCGGGAUCUGCGCCCGGAAUCACCUCGAAGAAACUUUGGAAAAAUUGGAGGAAUUUGAGAAAUCCGACGUCUUCAAGAAAUCCCAGGGCUUGUUCAGCAUCUUCAAGGUUUUCCCCCAUUUUUUCCCCGAGCAGGAGAAGCAGCGCGGGGCGCUCCUGCUCUGCUGGGGCCGCGUGGCGGCGGCCGCGCCGCCGGAGCUGCUGCGCGCGCGCCUCGAGGGGCAGCUGCUGCCGCGCCUGCUGCGCCACGCGCACGCCAAGGUUCUGGGAAUAAAAGUAGAGACCAAGGACCCGGUGCUGAAGCUGAGCGUGGCCCGCAGCGUCUCCAUGAUCAGCCGCGCCCUGGCCUGCGGCGGCUCCGGGAAGAACUCCGGGAAGAAUCCCGGGAAUUUGGAGAGUUACCCUGGGAGUGACCCCGGGAACGGCCCCGGGAACGGCCCCGGCAGCAUCGCCCACAAGGCCGAGCUGGUGGCGCUGAUGGUGGUGAGACUGGGACGGACUGGGAGGGGAUAA
This is a messenger RNA of Passer montanus (Eurasian tree sparrow), 1342 nucleotides long. Its product is annotated as maestro heat-like repeat-containing protein family member 1. The transcript has 12 exons. The annotation marks the transcript as partial. NCBI's taxonomy places the organism in Eukaryota, Metazoa, Chordata, Aves, Passeriformes, Passeridae. Gene Ontology annotation, cellular component: cytoplasm. The record is from RefSeq and is a predicted model, not a curated record.